Molecule: messenger RNA, 522 nt
Organism: Octopus sinensis (East Asian common octopus)
Lineage: Eukaryota; Metazoa; Mollusca; Cephalopoda; Octopoda; Octopodidae
Exons: 2
Coding region: 1-522 (173 amino acids)
Biological process (GO): DNA transposition; DNA integration
Molecular function (GO): DNA binding
Source: RefSeq, a predicted model, not a curated record
AUGAAUCUUGGCUACAGUUCCCGGACAGGGUGGGACGCUGUGUUCGCAGUUAAUAGAGUGAUUGUGAAAUUCACCAGAGUGGGGAAAGAGUCCACAUCACCGCGUCCAGAUAAACCAGGGCCCGCUGACAGGACCCUUCUCUUUAAGAGAAGUGUAGAGGAUAAUCCUCAUUGCAAGGCCUCUGACAGAGCAGAACAAAUUGAUGUCAGUCUCAGAACAGCUGUUCGGUAUCUCCAUAAACUUGAUUACUAUGGGAGAGCAGCAAGAAGAAAGCCACUUCUUCGACCAGCCAACAUCAAGCGGAGAAAGGAUUUGGCCAGUGAGAUGGUGGAGAGUCCACAAGCAUUUUGGAACACUGUCAUAUUCUCUGACGAUUCCAGGUUUGCUGCUUUUCCUGAGAGUAGUCGAGCGUGGGUCUGGAUACUGAGAUCAAAAUUUGAUGCGAAAAGAUUGCAGCCAACAAUCCGUGAUGGCCUGGGAAGCAAUUUGGAGAGAUGGUUGAUCAGAGCUGGUGGAGUGUGA